Molecule: messenger RNA, 1610 nt
Organism: Teleopsis dalmanni
Lineage: Eukaryota; Metazoa; Arthropoda; Insecta; Diptera; Diopsidae
Product: pickpocket protein 19-like
Exons: 6
Coding region: 1-1605 (534 amino acids)
Biological process (GO): sodium ion transmembrane transport
Cellular component (GO): membrane
Molecular function (GO): ligand-gated sodium channel activity
Source: RefSeq, a predicted model, not a curated record
AUGGUAUUUCCCCAAUUCACUCCAGCACAGCCAAAUGCAUUGCGAAUACUUAAUCGUAAGUAUUCCGAUAUGCAGACGAUGCGUUGGACUGUCGAAAAGCCAAUAAAUGACUCGCAGCGCAACUCAACUGCUUGGGAAUUGGCGAACAAAUUUUGCAAAAGUUCAUCUAUACAUGGCGUCAAUCGACUACUGAGUGACUCUACGAACAAAUACGAGAGGUUAAUUUGGAUAAUAAUCGUGCUACUUGCUUUUUCAGGUUACAUUUACGUUUGCCUAAUCAUUUCAAAGCGUUUCAAUGAGGAACGUUUCGAAACUGUAAUUGAAAGCACACGUUUUCCAGUCUACAGAUUGCACUUUCCCGUUGUCACAAUAUGUAAUCUGAAUCGACUCAACUGGGAACGCUUGGAGGCAGCCAAGGCGAAAUUUUUACCUGCUGAAGAGUCACAGGAGAAAAUAGCUUUAUUCGAGAAAAUAAUUGCUGCAUACGAUGACAUUGCUUUUGCUAAAUUCGAUCGAUUUGCAGUGUUAGAGCAUGAACCCUUAGAACUCCUAAAUCAUAUCAAUUUCACUUUGGUAUUUGAUUUUAUGACGUGGCGUUGCGAUGAACUGUUGACAUCUUGUAUUUGGCGUCAUUACGGCCUGGACUGCUGCAAAAUAUUUCUCAAACGUAAGACGAAACGGGGUAUUUGCUAUGCUUUCAACACGAUGGAGACUGAAGAAGGACGUAGCUUGCAACGCGCUGAUCCAUUUUAUCCGUGGCGUACUGGUAGUUCGGGGCCCACUAGUGCUCUGACUUUACGCGUACUUAUAAAUAAACAUAAACACUAUCCCAAUAAUACAAAUGAUAAAGGCAUAAAUGUAAUGAUAAAUGAACCAAAUGUCUGGGACAGUGACAAUUUUAAUGUACCGAUCGAUACCAGAGCGAUGUGUAUACUGGAGCCCAUUAUGUAUUUUUUCGAUAAAGCGACACGUAGCAUAUCAUCCUCGCAAAGACAUUGCGUAUUUUCUGACGAAAUAACGAGUGCUAAUUUUAAAUCAUUGCCGGGCUUCAUAUACAUGUUUGAGAAUUGUGAGUCCCAGUGUCAUCAGGAAUACAUGAUGCGUUUUUGCAAUUGUACCAUGGACUUACUAUUUCCAAUGGAUUUUGUGCGCUACUCACAUUUGCAAGACGAAGAAAAAUAUGUCAGAAAUCACUUUCCAGGAAUGGUCUGUGAGUGUCUGCGGAAUUGCUAUUCUCUCUUCUAUAAUCCAUACUUGCGUACAUUGUACUUGCCGGAAAGAUUACGCGAGAAUGAGUCAUAUGUCGACUUGGAUGUACACUAUCGCUUUAAUACAUUAAUGCUCUAUCGGACACGUCUAGUUUUCGAUUGGGUUGACUUAUUAGCUGCUUUCGGUGGUAUUGCCGGACUAUUUCUGGGCUGUUCAUUGAUCAGCGCGGUGGAAUUGCUUUAUUUUUCCCUUAUAGAGCUGCCACAUUUUAUAAUUGAUGAAUUAAAAGAAAAAUGGCAACAAUGGAAAUUUUUUCAAAAAUUCCGAUGGCUUGGAUUAAAGCAAAGAAUUGUAACACCACAGAGCACCCAUAAUGUAAAAGAUAGUUACUACUAAAUUCU